UGUUCCUAGGCAAUUGUGUGUUAUGUCGAGGGUGGCUGUGUGGUCCCAAUCUGAUGUCGAUGCCCUGAUAGAGGCAGACAAAAAAGCUGGAGGUGACUAUGGAAGAACUCAGUCUGUUGAUGUUGCUUACGGCGAGAGACACCAUCCUCGAUUGCCAAGAGAUAUGCGGGGUUCCUACAUUGCAAAAGAGGUUCUGAAUGUUUUAACAAGCCGAUUUGAGAGAAUCGAGGAGCAAAUGCACAACCAAGGAGAGGUUUUAAGAAGUAUGAAACUUGAUUUGUCAAGAAUAGUAGGGGUGAGGGAACAAGAUAGUGGGUUGAAGGACACUCAAAGUGGAGGUACAAGUGGUGGUAGUGUGGGUGGUGUGGUUGUUUGCCCUGCUCUCGGAGGUACGCAGACAAUGAGGCCAACCACAAUUCCUACGGCCACUGCACAGCAGUUUGGAGUUCCGUCGCCGGCGGGUUUUGCACCGGCCUUUGGUUCAGCUCGGGGUUUUGGCACCCGAGGCUUUGGGUUCCCUCCUCCUUCCACUUCAGUCUCUCUAGUUUUGGUGAGUGAUCCUAUAACCCCUGGUCCUUCUUCUGCGGUUACCUCAGAUGUUCUUGGAUUUAUGGCUCCCUCUUCCUCUGAUUGUUCUGUCCCUACGAAAUCUAUGACCGCGCUACAGACUGAAGUACAAUCUCCUGCUCAGAAGCCGGUAAUCACCACUGAAAUUUUAAAGGGAGUUUCACCUCUUAGGAGCUCCCGGAAGAGUCGUACUGAUAUGGAGAAGGAAUUGGUUGCUUUCAUCAAGGAGUGCCAGGGAAAUAGCAAGGAUGAAGGACCAGAGUUGAUUGAGUACGAUGGUUUAUGUCUAAGCAAAUAUCAGAUGGAUCGAAGGAUGGCAAUGGAUGAGUAUGCGGGGAUAGAAUAAGUCAAAGUGGCUAGU
Messenger RNA from Spinacia oleracea (spinach), 928 nucleotides. RefSeq lists its product as uncharacterized. The record is from RefSeq and is a predicted model, not a curated record. NCBI's taxonomy places the organism in Eukaryota, Viridiplantae, Streptophyta, Magnoliopsida, Caryophyllales, Amaranthaceae. The transcript is spliced from 5 exons. Bases 23 to 913 code for a protein of 296 amino acids.